AUGAGCUGGAUUCCUUUCAAGAUUGGGCAGCCCAAGAAACAGAUUGUCCCCAAAACAGUGGAGAGAGACUUUGAGCGGGAGUAUGGAAAACUGCAGCAGCUGGAAGAGCAGACCAGGAAGCUGCAGAAGGACUUGAAGAAGAGCACUGAUGCUGACCUGGCCAUGUCCAAAUCCGCUGUGAAGAUAUCCUUGGACCUGCUCUCCAAUCCCCUCUGCGAACAAGACCAGGACUUUCUGAACAUGGUGACAGCCCUAGACACGGCCAUGAAGCGGAUGGACGCCUUCAACCAGGAAAAGGUGAACCAGAUUCAGAAGACCGUGGUUGAGCCCUUGAAAAAGUUCGGCAGUGUCUUCCCGAGCCUCAACAUGGCGGUGAAGCGGCGGGAGCAGGCCCUGCAGGACUACCGGAGGCUGCAGGCCAAGGUGGAGAAGUACGAGGAAAAGGAGAAGACGGGGCCAGUGUUGGCCAAACUGCACCAGGCCCGAGAGGAGCUCCGGCCGGUGCGGGACGACUUCGAGGCCAAGAACAAGCAGCUCCUGGAGGAGAUGCCGCGCUUCUACGGCAGCCGGCUCGGCUACUUCCAGCCCAGCUUUGAGGCCCUGGUCCGAGCACAGGUCGUCUACUACUCUGAAAUGCAUAAGAUCUUCGGAGACCUGACCCAGCAGCUUGACCAGCCUGGCCACUCCGAUGAGCAGCGGGAACGGGAGAAUGAAGCUAAACUGAACGAGCUCAGAGCGCUCUCUAUUGUGGCUGAUGACUGA
Pipistrellus nathusii (Nathusius's pipistrelle) is the source of this 762-nucleotide messenger RNA. Lineage: Eukaryota; Metazoa; Chordata; Mammalia; Chiroptera; Vespertilionidae. The record is from the annotation of a GenBank genome assembly.